AUGGCUUCCUCGACGCAAGACCUCAUCCCACAUCUUCAGCUCGCGAACACGUUUGGGGCACUGUUUAUUGGGGUCAUCAUUGCAGCAGUUCUCUUUGGUGUCACCAUCGUUCAAGUUUUCAUCUACUUUCAGACGCAUAGUGGUACAGGAAUAACAUUCUACAAGCUGGUCGUCAUAUUGGUUUGGAUACUUGACGCUCUGCAUCUGGCCCUGAUCAUCCAUUACGUCUAUUUUUAUUUAGUGAUCAACUACGCGAACAUUAGCGCGCUCACAGAAAUAGUAUGGAGUUGCAAACUCCAGCCUGUCGUCGUCGUUCUCAGCAUCUUUAUGGAUCAUGUUCUAUAUAUUCAUCGCAUAUGGACAGUCAGCAAGGGCCGGUCAAAAGUUCUGGCGAUCAUAGUGGGCGUCGCCGUCGUCCUAGCUUCAGGUCUUGCCAUCGCCAUUAUCUGGUGCAUGUAUCAGAAAAUUCAUGUAAUGGCCGAUUUGGACACAAUCAUGUGGUCAGUAUACAUGUUAUACAUGUAUUUGGGCACCGUUGCCUUUAUCGACAUCUUUAUUGCAUCAUCGCUAUGUUAUAUCCUCGCUACGUCCCGUACUGGGUUCUUGAGGCAAGUUGCUGUCCAUACACUAUCUAUUCAUAACAAAGCUCAUGAUUUAUAUCAUCAAUACAGGUUGUUUGACGAGUAUGUGUUCAAUGGCAGUUGUUAUUACAUGAUGCCGAAGAACUUUAUAUACCAAGCUGUCGAAUUUAUACUGCUUAAGCUAUACGUCAACUCGUACAUCGCACUGCUGAACGUGCAAUACUAUGCGCAGCCCCACACAGACACAAUACGUUCUUCCGAAUACCAUAUACGUCAUGACGUCUACCGUCCGAGACUGCAGGUUGGAGUAUCGCAGGACGAGGAACUCCAGGCAUCCCAGAAGAGCAUAUUUAAACAUCCCGAUGAUGAAGUGUUGCAUAUCACUCGAACUGUUCAGACUCCCCAGCGGCCGAUUGAGGUGGCGAUGCAAAUGAAUUCUCUCUCUUCAACGUAA
Suillus subalutaceus is the source of this 1035-nucleotide messenger RNA. RefSeq lists its product as uncharacterized. The transcript has 17 exons. NCBI's taxonomy places the organism in Eukaryota, Fungi, Basidiomycota, Agaricomycetes, Boletales, Suillaceae. The record is from RefSeq and is a predicted model, not a curated record. Bases 1 to 1035 code for a protein of 344 amino acids.